GCAGACAUGUCCUUCCGCAAAGUGGUCCGGCAGAGUAAAUUCCGGCAUGUGUUCGGGCAGCCCGUCAAGAAUGACCAGUGCUACGAGGACAUUCGAGUGUCCCGUGUUACCUGGGACAGCACUUUCUGCGCAGUCAACCCCAAGUUCCUGGCAGUGAUUGUGGAGGCCAGCGGUGGGGGCGCCUUCCUGGUGCUCCCCCUAAGCAAGAUGGGCCGCAUUGACAAGGCCUACCCGACGGUGUGUGGGCACACAGGACCUGUCCUGGACAUCGACUGGUGUCCCCACAAUGACGAAGUCAUCGCCAGCGGCUCGGAGGACUGCACGGUCAUGGUGUGGCAGAUCCCUGAGAACGGGCUGGCCUCCCCACUGACGGAGCCGGUGGUGGUUCUGGAGGGGCAUACCAAGCGAGUGGGCAUUAUCACCUGGCACCCAACAGCCCGAAACGUGCUUCUCAGUGCAGGCUGCGACAACGUGGUGCUCAUCUGGAACGUGGGCACAGCGGAGGAGCUGUACCGCCUGGACAGCCUGCACCCUGACCUCAUCUACAAUGUCAGCUGGAACCGCAACGGCAGCCUCUUUUGCUCGGCAUGCAAGGACAAGAGUGUGCGCAUCAUUGACCCCCGCCGGGGCACCCUGGUGGCAGAGCGGGAGAAGGCUCACGAGGGGGCCCGGCCCAUGCGGGCCAUCUUCCUGGCCGAUGGCAAGGUGUUCACCACGGGCUUCAGCCGCAUGAGCGAGCGGCAGCUGGCGCUCUGGGACCCAGAAAACCUUGAGGAGCCCAUGGCCUUACAGGAGCUGGACUCAAGCAAUGGGGCCCUGCUGCCCUUCUACGACCCAGACACCGGCGUGGUCUACGUCUGCGGCAAGGGUGACUCCAGCAUCCGGUACUUUGAGAUCACAGACGAGCCCCCUUACAUCCACUUCCUGAAUACCUUCACCAGCAAGGAGCCCCAGCGGGGCAUGGGCAGUAUGCCCAAAAGGGGCUUAGAGGUCAGCAAGUGCGAGAUUGCCCGGUUCUAUAAACUGCAUGAGCGCAAGUGUGAGCCCAUUGUCAUGACUGUGCCAAGAAAGUCUGACCUCUUCCAGGACGAUCUGUACCCCGACACAGCUGGGCCCGAGGCAGCCCUGGAGGCGGAGGAGUGGGUGAGUGGGCGGGACGCCGACCCCAUCCUCAUCUCACUGCGGGAGGCCUACGUGCCCAGCAAACAGCGGGACCUGAAGGUCAGCCGGCGCAACGUGCUGUCUGACAGCCGGCCCACCGUGGCCCCUGGCUCUGCCCGCCCGAUGGCCUCCACAGCUGCUGCCACCACCACUGCCACCACCACCAGUGGCAGCUUUGCUGGAGCUGGGGAGGCUGGGAAGCUGGAGGAGGUGAUGCAGGAGCUACGGGCACUGAGGGCGCUGGUCAAGGAGCAGGGUGAGCGCAUUGGCCGCCUGGAGGAGCAGCUCGGCCGCAUGGAGAAUGGGGACGCAUAGGACCACCCGCCCGUGGACACCACUUCCCCCACGCUGCCACCUGCUCCUCCACCCCCUUCUCACUCGGCUUCUGCUGGCAGGUCACACCUCCCGGUGGGCCUCUGGGGCAGAUCAGGGGCCAGUUCACACCCAACCUAUCCUGGGCCCCAGUCCGGAGCCACCACCUGGCUUUCGUCAUUGUUACUGAGGAGGAUUUUUGUACCAAGGCAAGCUUGCUUGUACUCUGAGGGACCAUCUCCGCCACCCCCGCCCAGCCCUCUGCUACCUCCCCAAAGGAAGCAGUGCGAGGGAUGGGCUCUCUAUUUUCAUUCCAAAUAAAAUUCUCUUUCUAAAAGC
Messenger RNA from Galeopterus variegatus (Sunda flying lemur), 1812 nucleotides. It is a transcript of the gene CORO1B, whose product is annotated as coronin, actin binding protein, 1B. The record is from RefSeq and is a predicted model, not a curated record. Gene Ontology annotation, molecular function: actin filament binding. The transcript has 10 exons. Gene Ontology annotation, biological process: cell migration; actin filament organization. Lineage: Eukaryota; Metazoa; Chordata; Mammalia; Dermoptera; Cynocephalidae. Bases 7 to 1476 code for a protein of 489 amino acids.